CCUUGAAUAUUUUAAAUAAAGGGGCGGGGUCAAAAUAUUUAAAUAAAUAAAUAAAUGUGAAGUAGCAACUGAUACAAAUUAGAAGUUGAAAAGUGUAGAAAGUGAGGGUGAUGAGCCUUUGGGACAAACUGCCACAGGCAGUGGUGGAUUCUUCCUCUGGCUAUGGGUCAGAUCCACACUGGCUGUCAUUGUGUUAUUGGGCUCAGUGUUGGGGUAACUGGCUACGGUUCUCUAACCUCUGAUAUGCAGAUUAGACUAAUGGUCCCUUCCUGCCUUAAGCUCCAUGAAUUCACUUGUGAUGCCGUUAGCUCCUCCUUAGUGAACCGCACACUAUGUGACGCCCACACCAAGCGUGCCUUCCGAGUGAUUGUGGUGGACAGUCGGCCACGGCUGGAGGGACGGGACACACUACGCAGGCUGGUGCGUGAGGGCAUCCGCUGCACUUAUGUCAUGAUCACUGCCAUCUCCUACGUGCUGCCCGAGGUCUCCAAGGUAUUGCUGGGGGCCCAUGCGCUGCUAGCGAACGGCUCUGUCAUGUCACGGGUGGGGACAUCCCAGAUUGCACUGGUGUCCAAGGCCUACAAUGUGCCUGUGCUGGUGUGCUGCGAGACCUACAAGUUCUGUGAGCGGGUGCAGACUGACUCCUUUGUCUCCAAUGAGUUGGGUACGUGCCCUGCAUGCUCCCCAGUGCAGUAGUUUAGGAUAGCGGUAUUGUAAAUUCAGGGUCCACUGCUGUGGCAUCCUAACAGGUCUCCUGCUCCGCCAGUGAUGAUAAACGUUUGGCUGCUCGCGUUUUCAUAGGCUUCUUCAGUAUAUCAUGCCAGCUCUGUGUAGGUAGCUAGCAUAAUAGACUUCACCAGAGCACCCAAGUCAGGUUUCUUGUUGAACAAAGUACAUUAAUAAGUGUCGGUAGCCAGAUGGCCUUCGAGACCCGACGUAUUUGUACCCGGAACAAUGGAUGCAACUCAGUUGAUAGUAUGGAUUUCACUAACGCCUCUUAGGCUGGCCAAAGAAUUAAGUCAGAGUACCCCCCAGUAUUUAUAGACAGAAAUGAACAAUCUAUGAUAUGCGCUCUACAUAUCAUCUUACGCACUAAUGACACGUUUGGUACCUCCCCAUGUACUUUCCUCCAAAGCAUACACUGCCCGUUGUUCUGCUUUCAC
Molecule: messenger RNA, 1163 nt
Organism: Pelodiscus sinensis (Chinese soft-shelled turtle)
Lineage: Eukaryota; Metazoa; Chordata; Testudines; Trionychidae
Source: RefSeq, a predicted model, not a curated record